UCAGACAGAAAAAAGAUGCUAAGAAUGGAGGUUACUGAAGUGCUGCACAUGAAUGGGGGCGUGGGAGAAGAAAGUUAUGCAAAGAAUUCCUUGGUUCAGCAAAAAGUGCUGACACUGACCAAGCCGAUUCGAGAGGAAGCCCUAGCCAACUUGUAUAGCAAAAGGCUCCCGGAAAGACUAGUGAUUGCAGACCUGGGUUGCUCUUCUGGUCCAAACACUUUCUUUGUGGUUUUUGAAGUUAUCAGAACAGUGGAGAAGCUUUGCCUUGACCUAAAUCAUCAGUCUCCAGAAUACCAAGUCUUCUUGAACGAUCUUCCAGGAAAUGACUUCAACAAUAUCUUUAGGUCUCUUGGUGGGUUUAAGAAGAAACUCGGUCAUGCAAUGGUUAAUGGGGUUGGUCAUUGCUUCUUAGCCGGGGCCCCUGGUUCCUUCUAUGGCAGGAUUUUCCCUUCAAAAAGCCUCCAUUUUGUCCAUUCCUCUUACAGUCUUCAAUGGCUCUCUCAGGUUCCUGAAGGAGUGGAGAACAAUAAGGGCAACAUCUACAUGGCAAGCACUAGCCCAUCAAAUGUGUUGAAGGCCUAUUACCAUCAAUUCCAGAGAGACUUUUCAUUGUUUCUCGAGUGUCGUGCAAAGGAAGUGGUGGAAGGAGGUUGUAUGGUGCUCACAUUUUUAGGAAGAAAAAGCGACGAUCCCUCUAGCAAAGAAUGCUGCCUUAUUUGGGAACUUAUGGCUAAAGCUCUUAAUGAUAUGGCCUCCGUGGGAAUGUUAAAAGAAGAGGAAGUGGACUCGUUCAAUAUACCCCAAUACACACCAUCCCCAUCUGAAGUGGAACAAGAGAUACAAAAAGAAGGGUCAUUCAGCAUCAAUCGCAUGGAGGUAUCAGUGGUGAAUUGGAAUGCGUACGAUGAUUGGAACGCAGUAGACAGUGAGUUCAGUGAGUCCGAAGUAGUGAAUGAUGGUGGAUAUAACGUCACAAAGUGCAUGAGGGCUGUGGCCGAACCGUUAUUGAUCAGCCACUUCGGAGAGGGUAUCAUCGAAGAAGUUUUCAAAAGAUACCAAGAGAUUUUAACAGAUCGGAUGUCCAAAGAAAAAAUUGAAUUCAUUAAUGUCACCUUUUCUAUGACCAGAAGAGCGUGACGAUGAUAUCAAGAUCCGUCAAACGUAUAGUAUCUAUAAUAGGUUUGUAGUUGUCUUAAAUAACUCCCUUCACCUGAGGAGAAUUGGA
This is a messenger RNA of Prosopis cineraria, 1225 nucleotides long. Its product is annotated as S-adenosyl-L-methionine:benzoic acid/salicylic acid carboxyl methyltransferase 3-like. Gene Ontology annotation, molecular function: S-adenosylmethionine-dependent methyltransferase activity. The record is from RefSeq and is a predicted model, not a curated record. NCBI's taxonomy places the organism in Eukaryota, Viridiplantae, Streptophyta, Magnoliopsida, Fabales, Fabaceae. Gene Ontology annotation, biological process: methylation. Bases 16 to 1137 code for a protein of 373 amino acids. The transcript is spliced from 4 exons.